Cannabis sativa is the source of this 2660-nucleotide messenger RNA. Its product is annotated as wall-associated receptor kinase 2. The record is from RefSeq and is a predicted model, not a curated record. The transcript has 3 exons. Gene Ontology annotation, cellular component: plasma membrane. Gene Ontology annotation, molecular function: protein serine/threonine kinase activity; calcium ion binding; ATP binding. The coding region runs from base 97 to 2502 and encodes 801 amino acids. Lineage: Eukaryota; Viridiplantae; Streptophyta; Magnoliopsida; Rosales; Cannabaceae. Gene Ontology annotation, biological process: cell surface receptor signaling pathway; protein phosphorylation.
UUUUGUUCUAUUAUAUAAAUUUUUCUACAAAAGAAAGAUAGAACUAGACUACUAUGUAUAUAUAUAUAUAUAUAUAUAUAUAUAUAAAUGUAAGAGAUGAAAAAAGAAAAUCUUAUGCUACAUAAUUCAUCAUUAUUAUUAAUAUUAUUGUUAUUAUUAAUGGAAGUACUGAAGAAGAAUAAUUACUUGUGGUGCUGUCUCUUUUUGAUGGUGUUAUGGGCAUUAAUAUCAUCAGUAGCAGCAGGUCUUACUAUGGUAAACUCACCCAAUUGUCAGACAAAAUGUGGAGAUGUUGAGGUGCCAUACCCCUUCGGAAUCGACGACGAAAACUGCGCCAUUAGUAAAGAUAUUGAUCAGUACUUCUUGCUCACAUGCAACACUACUAAUACUACUGAUGGUUCUCCUAAACUAAUGUUUGGUAAAUUGGAGGUUCUGAAGAUCAAUGUGGAGAACGCAACUAUGAAGGUUGUUAAAAGCUACUCCUACGAUUGUUAUGAUAAGAAUGGUACCUUAACUCGUAGAAGCAGACGAGGGCUAACAUUGAGUAAGUCGUUCACGCUGUCAGAUUCUGAGAACAAGCUCUUUGCUUUCGGAUGCGACACACAAGCCUUCAUGUACGCUUCAAAAAAUAAUUUUGGGAGUGGGUGCAUCUCCAUCUGCUAUGAAAAUGUAAAGAUGUCGGCCCAAACCUCGUGUUCGGGUUUCGGCUGUUGCCAGACCUCUGUUCCCAAGCAUAUCAAGUAUUUAUCAGUUACAACCAGUAGCUUCAAUAACCACACCAAUGUAUCCUCGUUCAACCCGUGCGGGUAUGCGUUCUUGGCCGAUCAAAAUAGUUUUGACAUAUCAAAAAUGCGUCUCGAUUCUAAGCCUGAACAAAUCAAGAAUACUAGCGUUGUGGUGGAUUGGGUUGUGGGAAACCAGACGUGUGAGGAAGCUCAAUCCAACUCAUCAUCAUCUUCCUAUGUGUGUGGAGAAAAUAGUGAUUGUUACUAUUCGGAGAAUGGUGGUGGAUAUCAAUGCCGUUGCAAACAAGGAUACGAGGGAAAUCCUUAUCUCAAACAAGGAUGUCAAGACAUCGAUGAGUGUUCAGAUCCUACUAUCAUACCACAUUGCAAAGGAUGCAAAAACAUACCUGGAAAUUACACAUGCAAGUGUCCACUUGGGAUGCAUGGAGAUGGGAAAAAUGAUAAUUGUCAAGGAUUUCGUUUUAACACAUUUGCGACAGUUAUUGCAGCAAGCCUUCUUUUGAUGGUAAUAGUUUUACUCAUUUUCUACGACUACAAAAGGAGAAAGAGAGAGAAGAUAUUCAAACAAAAUGGUGGACUCUUAUUAAAAAACCAAAGAGUGAGAAUCUUCACCAAAGCAGAGUUAGCCAAUGCAACCAAUAACUACAACCAAUCUAAUUUCAUCGGUCAAGGUGGCUUUGCUUCUGUUUACAAAGGAGUAAUUAUACUAAAUGAAGCUAAUAGUAUUACUAACACAAGUACUCAACUAAUAGCCGUGAAGAAACCAAAACUUGAGAAGGAUGAUCAAAAUAAAAGCAUACAAAUAAACCACCAACAAUUCCAUGAAGAAAUCGCCAUUGUUUCUCAAGUCAAUCACAAGAAUGUGGUCAAACUCUUAGGCUUAUGUCUUGAAACAAAAAUCCCACUUCUAGUUUACGAAUUGGUACCAAACGGAACCCUCUCUCAACACAUCCAUGCUAAGGGAUCAUCAUCAUCAUCUGCCAUGUUAAGGCCUUGGAAAACUCGACUACGCAUUGCAUCAGAAACCGCUCUCUCCAUUGACUAUUUGCACUCUUUAGCUCAACCUCCAAUCAUUCAUCGAGACAUUAAGUCGACUAACAUUCUUUUGGAUGAAAACUACACUGCAAAAGUGUCUGAUUUCGGUGCCUCGGUUUUGAUCCCUCCAGGCCAGACUGGCAUAGCCACAACAGUUCAAGGGACUAUCGGUUACUUAGAUCCAGAAUACUUGACUACUAGUACAUUAACUUCGAAGAGCGAUGUUUAUAGCUUUGGUGUUGUUUUGGUGGAAUUGAUAACUGGAGAAAAGCCGAUCUCAAAUGGGGUUAGGAGGAGUGGAGCGAAGAGUAAUAUUAUUCAGUACUUUGUUUCAACGGUAAGAGAAAACAAGGGUAAGAAAUAUGUGGGUAAAAUAGUGGAUCCUAAUGUUGUUUACGAUGAAAAUCAUGAGAUAGAGAUAGAAACAGUUGCUGAGCUCGCAAUGAAGUGUUUGGAAGGAUUCGGCGAAAGAAGACCGACGAUGAAAGAAGUUGCAGAAGAGCUUGUUUGGCUUAACAAAGGCAUUAACAAAGGCAGUAGUAGAUACUAUAAUAAUGCUCAACAGAAUAAUGAAGAGACCAAUCAAUUACUCAUCGUUGAUCAUGGUGAUCAAUCAUCUGUUAUGAGUAAUAUAGAUAUUAAGAAUAAGGAUCAAAUUGUUGAGUAUACCACAUUUGAUGUGUCAGGAUAUGAUGGGGAAUCAUCAAUUUCUCUUCACUAGCACUUUUCACAAUAUAGUCGUGUCAAGUAAUGAGUUUGUUAAAACUAUUAAGACUUAGUUUGCUCUUUGUACUAUUUAUAAUGAGUAUCACUAUAAAUACAUUUUAUAAUGAGUAUUCAUUUAAUAAGACAGUUGCUAAAAAUUUGCAGCUUUCUAAC